AUGUAUCAUCAUCAACAACAGCUCCAGAGCCACAACCAGCUCUUAGCUUCUAGGCAGACUUUCCCUUCAGAGAGGCACUUACUUUUGCAAGGAGGAAUUAUUCCAGGAGAGUCAGGGCUUAUACUCUCAACUGAUGCUAAACCCAGGUUAAAAUGGACCCCUGAGCUACAUGAUCGUUUCGUGGAGGCAGUAAAUCAACUCGGCGGACCAGACAAAGCCACCCCAAAAACCAUUAUGAGGCUCAUGGGUGUCCCUGGACUAACAUUAUAUCAUCUUAAGAGCCACCUCCAGAAAUACAGACUAAGCAAAAAUCUCCAUGUUCAAGCCAAUGUCGGAAAUUCAAGAACUGCCGCAGGAUGCACCAUAGCAACAGAGAAACAAUCUGAAGGAAAUGGAUCGCCAGUCGGCCACCACCUUAAUACACAGACAAACAAAGUAAUGAAAGAGCAUGUAAGAAAAAUCAGAAAAAUUGUGAUUAACUGUAAAUCCUUAAGGCAACACUUUCUGUAUAUUCCGGUGCAAAGACACCUGCAACUCCGGAUUGAAGCACAAGGGAAGUACCUACAAUCAGUGUUGGAAAAGGCACACGAGACACUUGCAAAGCAGAAUACAGGCUCGGGUGGUCUAGAAACUGCAAAGAUGCAACUAUCAGAAUUGGUCUCAAAAGUAUCAACAGAAUGCUUCCAUAAUGCUUUUACAAGCUUUGAGGAGAUUGAGGGAUCACAGAUGCUACGAAGGCAGACCAUGCAGCUUGGUGAUGGAUCAGUUGACAGCUGCUUAACUGCAUGCGAGGGCUCACAAAAGGAUCAAGAUAUCCUGUCAAUGAGCCUUUCUGCUCAAAAAGGAAAGGAGAUUGGAGGCAUGGCAUUCGAUCUGCAAAUGAAAGAAAGAGGACACGAAGAUUUGUUUCUCAACAAGCUAAGCAGAAGGCCUCCAAACCACCAUGAAGGACACGAGAGGAGAGACAGCUUGAGUAUGACAUACCAGGCAACGAAAUUGGAUUUAAACAUGAAUGACACAAAUAAUGGAACUCAGAAUAGCAAGAAAUUCGAUUUAAAUGGGUUCAGCUGGAGCUAG
Molecule: messenger RNA, 1077 nt
Organism: Triticum turgidum subsp. durum (durum wheat)
Lineage: Eukaryota; Viridiplantae; Streptophyta; Magnoliopsida; Poales; Poaceae
Source: the annotation of a GenBank genome assembly